Molecule: messenger RNA, 2220 nt
Organism: Pelecanus crispus (Dalmatian pelican)
Lineage: Eukaryota; Metazoa; Chordata; Aves; Pelecaniformes; Pelecanidae
Source: RefSeq, a predicted model, not a curated record
UCUCGUUUGAGGAGACAGGAUGUCGGCUUGAAAAGCCACCUGGAUCAGCUAGACCAGCGAAUAAGUGAGCUGAAAUUGGACGUCAGUAAGACCUCCAGCGAAUACUUGGAUAGUGACAGCCGGCCCAGCUCAGGCUUUUAUGACCUGAGCGACGGUGGUUCUUGCUCACUCUCCAAUUCUUGUACCUCUGUGUACAGUGAGUCCAUCUCUUCCUCCCACACCAGCCUCUUGCCCGGCUCUCAACACCCUAAAGCAAGGCUCAGUGUGUUUGAUUACCGACCCAAGUCUGCAGAUGAAACUACUGUGCACACCACCAGCUUCCAACAGCAGGGAACUUAUGUCAGCGAUGGAUGUCGGAUUACAGCCAGCACAGACAUUUCUGGGACUCCUGCCAGGUCCCGACCGAGGCCAGUUUCCACAGGUGACUUGGAAAGACUUAUUCCAGCAGACACUAGAUUUCAGAAAGAGACAGAUCCCAAAUCCCUGUUGCCUCUGUGCCAUGCCGGAGACAUGCACUUGCUCAGCGUGGAUCCCAAAUUCCAGAAUGACUUGGUCUCCAAGAAUGGCAUUGAUGUGUAUCCUUACCCAAGCCCCCUUCAUGCGGUGGCUUUGCAAAGUCCCCUUUUCUCCCUGGUGGGGACAUCCCUAGAAGCAGACCUCCAGGCUCCUCCCAGCAAAGCCAUGCCUAGUGCGCCAGGUCCCAGCUUGAUUAGGAGUAGGCCAACCGCUGAGGCCAAGCCAGGGGGUUACAUCAAUAAAUUACUGCAGCUGACGAGAUGCAAAGGGAACAAUUGGGCUGAUGCCAGUGAGUGGGUUUCAACAAAGAGCCAGCCAGCCACAAUGCACCAGAGACUCAUUAUAACCCCCAGCGCCGGUGGAGUGAAAAUUAACAGCAGCAGUAGCCAGCUGGAAAAACAAGCAAGUUCUCUGGAAAGUAACAAAGCUGAAGGGAAGCUGCAGAGAGAGGUGCCGGAGGGGGAAUGUGCCAAGCAGCAGGAGACCAUGCGCUGUGUGAAUGAAGAACAGCCAUCCACUCGGCCUGACACAGAGCCAUCAGCUGUGAAUAGUUGUUAUCCUGCCAAGUCAGCAGCAAGGGGCUCUCCUCUGGCAGAAGCAAGAGAGAGCAGUGUGGAGCGCAGUUCGUCCUGCUCGCAGCUGUGCCAGGAGGACUCCAGCCCGGGCACCUGGAUUGCUAAAGCCGUCCCACUCAGAAAGCUGCCCCUCAAAAGGUGUGGCAAUGCCAAAUUGGCUAACGCCGGGUGUCAUGAGCAAGUGGCACAAAGUGAGUUCGUUCAUGCUCAGUUCGUCCCUGCAGAAUCCCACCAAGUCCGGGUCAAGUUUGCCAGCUCCAAAACAAAGGCAGUGAAAAUAAAGAGGAGGAACAGUGAAAAAGUACUACGGCCUGGGAAGCAAGCCUUUUGCAUGGAAAAGGCGAGAGGGUCCCAUGGGGCUGCCAGGCUGCCUGCUGAGUGGAAUCAGCCCCAAAGACAGCAGGGAGCGAAGAGCCUCGUGCGCAGACCUUCAUAUUCUGGUGACGUGACCGGCAGGUCGUGCUCAGAGUCUAGCCUGUUCCCUGUGCAGGUCAGGCUCCCCACCGUGCCAUCCAGGCCAGAGCUCUCCAGAGCUUCUGCCAAUGCACUGUAUUCCCUUGAAGGAGCUUGCAUAGACACAGCCAACAAGAAGAAGCAGCGCAAGUGGCAGUCCACAGUGGAGAUCUCUGCCAAGGCCCACCUGGCCAGUCUCUCUAGUAGCUUUGGCCUGGGAGUGCCAAGGCAGGCAGCAAGGAGAGCUGGUGUCCUGCGCACUGUCAGUAUGAGGGCUCGCUCCAAGAGUCAGCGCCACGGAGCUUAUGCCAAAAGUGAGUCAGACCACUCCGAGUACUCUGCAGAGUGUGCUUCCCUCUUUCACUCCACCAUCGCAGAGACCAGUGAAGGGGAGGUCAGUGAUUUCACGACUAACCGUUUCGGGGACAGUGAGUCCAGUGAAAGCGAUGCGGAUGGCAGCAGUAACAGUAGCAGCCUUGCCCUUGACUAUGAUGAGGGGGAUGAAAGUGAGCUGAUUUGGCCUGAAGGUUCGGUCAGACAAUCAGGGACUGCCCAGGCCUCUUCCAAGCCUCUUCCCCCAGUGCCCAAAAUCUGUCGCAUCAAAGCUUCAAAGGCACUAAAGAAGAAGAUUAGGAGAUUCCAACCUGCCUCUCUGAAGGUCAUGACCAUGGUUUAA